AUUGACAGCCAAGCAGCCUAAACCUAAUCCUCACAAAGACUAAAGGGAUUGGCAGGAUACAUUUUUCUCCGUGAGGAAAAGAGGGAUUUUAUUUAUCACUGUCUUUUUUUGUUGCGUUGUUUUCAUUUUCUAUUACAAUAUCAGCGGGGAAACCAGUAUUUUCAUCACGAAAUUUCUCUAUUACCCCAUACUGUUGACGUUUACGCUUCAACAAUGGAAUCUAUCCGCCCUCAGCGACUUCAACCAGGGAUAGGAUUUGGAGCUGGAUCGACUGGGACCCUACGGUCUUCUCUCCGGCCUGGGGUUACAAUGCCAACCGCACCUCUACUGCCUCCCCCGGCUUCUUUAUGUGCUUCCUCUGGGCCGCCUCCGCCGCUUCAACUGCACAGUCUUCACGGCACUAUUGGGAGUGCGGGGCUCGGAACAGGGAUGGCUGGAUUCGGUCUAUGUAAUCCAGGGAACCCGGCGGUCUUGAAGGAGGCGGUGGAGGCUGUUGUUCGGAGUUUUGCGAAGCAUACGCAGGGCUAUGGCAGAGUGAAUGUGGUGGAAGCCUUGCAAGAGUUCUGGCAGAUGAAGCAGUCAAGAGGGGCAGACCUCAGGAAUGGGGCGCUGGUGGUGUACGAGAUGGUCCCAUCAAACAACCCACCCUACGUUUGUUACGUCAGUCUUCCAGGGGGAAGCUGCUUUGGGAGUUUCCAGUUUUGUCCAACCAAGGCUGAGGCAAGACGUAGUGCUGCCAAAAUCGCUCUGAUGAACUCAGUUUUCAACGAGCAUCCUUCCCGCCGCAUCACAGAUGACUUCAUUGAGAAGAGUGUAUGUGAGGCGCUGGCCUCCUUUAAUGGAAACCGAGAAGAGGCAGACAACCCCAGCACAGGUAUCGGGGCGUUUCGCUUCAUGCUGGAGUCCAACAAAGGAAAGUCAAUGCUGGAGUUUCAGGAAUUGAUGACAGUCUUUCAGCUGCUGCACUGGAAUGGAAGCCUGAAGGCCAUGAGAGAGAGACAAUGCUCCCGUCAAGAAGUGCUGGCUCACUACUCCCAUCGGGCGCUGGAUGAUGACAUGCGUACCCAAAUGGCUGCUGAUUGGGUGAACCGGGAGCAAGGCUUGGCUAGCACCAUCGCCCAGGAGGUGGCGGCAACAGAUCAAGAACUUGAGGAGGCCAGGCUGGCCGGUCAGGAGCUGCGCUUCCACAAGGAAAAGAAGGACAUCCUGAUGCUGGCUGUUGGCCAACUGGGUGCAGCCAACAAUGCCACCCUGCCUUCAACCUGCUAGACAACUCUACCACAUGGGUGGAAUUAAAUCCCAGGACCUGCCUUUGCUAAUGAUUGUACAUGACAUCAUCAAGGAUAUUGUCACAGAAAGAUCUUACAUGCCAAACUAGACCAAUGUCUGUCACUUAAAUCUAUCUCACUAGAUUUUCUGCAUGAAGGAUUUUGAAAGUUAUUUGAAUAUUACAUAAUUUACGCACAUACAGUUGAAGUCGGAAGUUUACAUACACCUUAGCCAAAUAAAUUUAAACUCCGUUUUUCACAAUUCCUCACAUUUAAUCCUAGUAAAAAUUCCC
Oncorhynchus kisutch (coho salmon) is the source of this 1561-nucleotide messenger RNA. RefSeq names its product LIX1-like protein. NCBI's taxonomy places the organism in Eukaryota, Metazoa, Chordata, Actinopteri, Salmoniformes, Salmonidae. The coding region runs from base 214 to 1269 and encodes 351 amino acids. Gene Ontology annotation, biological process: autophagosome maturation. The record is from RefSeq and is a predicted model, not a curated record. The transcript has 7 exons. Gene Ontology annotation, cellular component: cytoplasm.